Ictalurus furcatus (blue catfish) is the source of this 826-nucleotide messenger RNA. RefSeq lists its product as uncharacterized. The record is from RefSeq and is a predicted model, not a curated record. Bases 34 to 708 code for a protein of 224 amino acids. The transcript has 2 exons. NCBI's taxonomy places the organism in Eukaryota, Metazoa, Chordata, Actinopteri, Siluriformes, Ictaluridae.
CUGGCCCCCACUCAUGCCCUCAUUACUCAGCGCAUGUAUACGGGUAAUCCGAUUAUCUUUCUUCCCCCCACCUUACAUCUGCGCAUGUGCAAGAAGGCAGCCGGGAACAGAGAGAGAGAGAGAGAGAGAAAAAAAAACUGCCCCGGAAACAGAUUUAUUCAGCACCACAGGUUUCAUUUAACGUUAUCACUAGGGAAAAUGGCGACAAAGCAGCAUUUUUGGAGUGAUAGUGAGACAACAUUUAUGCUGGACGAAAUGAAAGAUUUGAAUAUUCUGCAGCUUCUCGACGGGAGGAAAUACAGGAACGGUGACAUAUUUAAGAAGCUAUCAGAUAAGAUGGCCUUGGCAGGGUAUUCACGGAGUGCGGAGCAGAUCCGCAGUCGCUGGAAAGUCUUGCGCCAGGCUUAUUUCAGAGCCAAGAGGCACAGCAGCAGUGGGGUAAGUCCGGUGGACUGCCCCUAUUUCGAACCACUUGAAGAUCUUUUAGGUCCCAUCCACUGCUCAACCACCGAGGGAAGCGGAGUAGAUGUAGGCUUGCAGGAGCUAACGCCAAGCCAAACAGCGGAGGACGUGGCCUCGUCGCUUUCAUCACCAGAGUGUGUUGAAGACGCGGACACACGAGAGAUCCAAGUGGAAGUUGAAUCUGCCCACUUCAUACAAUCAGCACCUCAGCCACGUUCCCCAAGUCAGUCAGUUAAACCUACUUAAAUGUAUUCAAAGAUCAUCAAUGGUCAUCUUUUUUUUUAAACCACUUUAAUUCAUGUCCACAAAGCUAUUUCUGUUUAAAGAGCAAAAUACACUAGGCGUCCAGUCAACCUACCUCCCU